Molecule: messenger RNA, 5351 nt
Organism: Megalobrama amblycephala (Wuchang bream)
Lineage: Eukaryota; Metazoa; Chordata; Actinopteri; Cypriniformes; Xenocyprididae
Product: sphingosine 1-phosphate receptor 3
Exons: 2
Coding region: 565-1593 (342 amino acids)
Biological process (GO): G protein-coupled receptor signaling pathway
Cellular component (GO): membrane
Molecular function (GO): sphingosine-1-phosphate receptor activity
Source: RefSeq, a predicted model, not a curated record
GAGGAUAUACUCAAAAUCAGAAGAAAUAACAGGACGCUAAACAUGCUAUAACGCCAAUGGUUUCUUGUUUCCUAGUUAAUAUAGUUGGCUAUAUCAGACAUGCUUUCAUCCUCCAGAUGGACUUGUGGAGGGUGGGGAGGUGUGUCAUGGGCUGGACUGUCCGUCACAGACAUACCGCAGGAAAAGAGCAGCAGACAUGCGGCUUUGAUAAAGGACUUUCUUCCAUUACGCGCAGUCAGUGCACUCAGCGCGCGCACAGGUCUGAACUUCUGCACAACAGACGACACGAUUAAAGAUGGAAAUAUAGCAGCUGCUCCCUCUUAAACAAAACACGACACGGAUGGGUCUCAGUGAAGAAACUUCGUUUCUGCGGUUCGUGAUAUAUGAUGGGAGAUGUGUGCCACCGACAUGACAGUACAUGGUGGUGAUUGACCAGUCACCGUGAAGAAAGCAGCUCACCCGCUCACCAACACCCAGCCGUGACCCGUCCUACCUGUACGAUCCACUCCCAUCCGGACUGACCACAGAGCGCCUUCAUUUUCAGUAUCAUCCCCAUCUGCUGCAAUGAUUAAUCAACACAUUUUCCUGCAUUACAAUUACACAGGGAAACUAGACAAUCGUAAUGACACCAAAGGGGCCCCGUUGGACCCCCAAACGGUGGUGUUUUUGGUCAUUUGUAGCCUCAUCGUCUUUGAGAACUUAAUAGUGCUGGUGGCGAUCUGGAAAAACCACAAAUUUCAUAACCGGAUGUACUUUUUUAUUGCCAACCUGGCUUUGUGCGACUUAUUGGCUGGUACGGCCUACAUAGUAAACUUGCUGAUGUCAGGACAGUGGACGUUACACUUGUCUCCAGCCGAGUGGUUUGUUCGUGAAGGAAGUAUGUUUGUAACCCUAGGUGCUUCUAUCUUCAGCCUGCUGGCGAUUGCAAUCGAGCGGCAUCUCACUAUGAUAAAAAUGAGGCCUUAUGACGCAAACAAAAACUACCGGGUGUUUCUGCUAAUAGGAACGUGUUGGUUGAUCGCCAUCACGCUGGGAGCUCUGCCCAUUUUGGGCUGGAAUUGUCUGGAGAAUCUUCCACAGUGCUCGACCAUCUUACCUCUCUACAGCAAGAACUACGUGGCGUUCUGCAUCACCAUCUUCAUAUCUCUGCUGCUGGCCAUCUCCGUCCUCUACGCUCGCAUUUACAUCCUCGUCAAGAGCAGCAGCCGCAAAGUCACCAAGCACAGCAACUGCGAGCGCUCCAUGGCCCUCCUGCGGACCGUCAGCAUUGUGGUGGGCGUCUUCAUCGCCUGCUGGACGCCCAUCUUCGUGCUUUUCUUCGUCGACGUGGCCUGCGGGCCGAAAAGCUGCCCGGUUCUGCUCAAAGCCGAUUGGUUCAUCGGCCUGGCUGUUCUGAACUCCGCCAUGAAUCCAGUCAUCUACACUCUGGCCAGCAGGGAAAUGCGAAGGGCGUUUUGCAAACUCGUAUGUGGCUGUUUGGUGCGGGACGGCGUCAUGGGAUGCAAGCAGAAUACGGACCCUAGCAGGAGCAAAUCUAGCUCAAAUUGCCCACGGGCGGCUGAACAAGAAAACCCAGGCGGCAUCAAUUCAUAGUUUUUGGUCAUGUGACUGCCGCAGAGACCUGGAGGGCAAAAACUGCAGCACAGGCCUGUCAAAUUUCCAUGUUUUACAUAUUUAAUUCACAAAGAUAUGUGAACAAACUGCAAGUUAUGGGCACUUGCGAUCCAUAUCUAGACAUAGUAUAGUACUUAACUUGAAAAACUUAACUUGAAAAGCACUUAACGUGCCAUAAAUGCACAAAAACAGUGAUAUUAGAGAUCAAAUUAAUUUACACUGCAUUCACACGGGACGUCGCCGUUAAAGCUUCUCAUUUGCUUUGAAUGGGUGGUGUCAUGCAUUGCCGAACUGAACUGUGGGUUCCAUUGCAUUGUGUCACUGGCAUUGCUUGUGGCAGAAGUUGAAAAAUUUUCAACUUUUCAAGUGCCAACGCAGGUGUCAGCCAAUCAGAUUGCCUUAUGCAAAUAUCCUAGCGCAGACGCUAGUCAAUUGCGUUCAUGCAACACUGGAAAGUAAUGUGACUGGCUGUUGUCACUAUGACGGUCGCGUCAAUGUGCCGCACAAGUCCUGAAAAGUGAAGCCAAAAUAUUUUCAUCGCCCCCAGGUGGCUGGAUGCAGUAUAGGUCAUAAACCCCACCCUGUCCAUGUAAUCUAAUGGGACAUGAGACAAACUAAACAAUCAGAUUAAUACACUUCAAAUAAUUGUUUUCCAAAGAUGGUUUCUGUCAUUUUAGAUCGUUUAUCAUGCUAAUGUAAAUUCAAUUUUUAAAUAAGUUUGGGUUUAGUUAGAUAUUUGAUUCUAUAAAAACGGGGGUGUGACAUCAUGAUUGACAGCUGAGAUUGACAAAAUCUGAGCCAAGUAGUCACUGAGGCACUUUUUUCAGGAUCUUCGGGAGGAGAUUGGAGCUUUAACUUUAAUUUCUAUAUUUCCGUAACUGUUUGUUUCACACUGACACAAUUUGUUGUUCUGCAGUAAACUGUACUAACUGAUUCUGCGGCAGUGUGGGCGAGGCUCUGAGACGCUCUGAAAUGUCAGCCCCAUAUUGGGACAUUGGCGGCUUCACUUUUCCACAUGGAAGAGAGUCAAAGUGCGUCGUCCAUAUUUUAGACACGCCUUCCAUGUGAAUGAUGCGUUAUUGACAAUUCGUAACUUGACUGUGCGAGGCUUCCGGAGUCUUCCAGCUAUUUUAAGCUUUAUUGCUUGUUAAGCUGCUUGAUAUUGCAAACUGGUAUUAUCAUAAUAAAUGGCAUGAAAUGGAAGUUGUGAUAUUUUCUUCCCUAUUGUGAUGUAUAUCCAAGUUAAACGGCUUCUGGAACAAGAACAAAUGUAGGGCGGGGCUUGAUUUUGUCUGUGGGGAAUUGACUGGAUGGUUGUGGUUUGCUAUUGGUGGAUCUCAUGUGAUUGACAGGUUGCCCCGCCCUACAUUUGCCAGUAAACGCAUCAUCAGAGAUGUCAAUGCAAGAGGGAGGGGAAGUUAUUUUGAUUCAAGAUUACGAUGCGCAUGGAUAUAUAAUUUAUAAUAAACGUAAUAUUACAUAAAAAAAACAAAAACAAAGAUUCAUGGUGACUUUAAGCCACAAUAAGUAUUCUCUUUAUAAUAAGAUUUAUAAGUUCGCAUGUUGUAUUCAUAUUCUGGGUUCAUCUGUUCGCCUGUAUGCAUCAUCAGUGAAUUUGGUCUUUUAAUAUCACUGUCUUAAUAUUUAGUACAAACCUGAUAAAAUAAUGGGUGCUAUUUUGCCCUCCAGGUGAGCGUUCCUAUAAGGCGUGACAGCACAUGAAAACUGAAUCCACAACACACAAAAAUCAACCUACCAUUCCUAACGAAAGCUAAAGCACUCAAGUGUGUUUACUAAAAUGCACACUACAGCAUUAGUGCAUGAUAUAGAACUUUAGUAUGCACUUUUUAAGUGCACUUUAAAGCACUGUUGCAUAAUAAAAUGCACAGUAAAGCAUCAGCACAUGUUAAGUGCAUAUUGACCCAAUACAUAUGGAAGCCGUAUAACAAAACAGAUGCUUUCAUUUUAGAUCCCAACCUCAUGAUUCAAACCGAUACAGCUCUCAGAUAAUCUGUACAGAUGGGACAUAUCAAACUAAAUUGACAAUAUAUAAAUAUUGACUAUUUAUAUUGUGCUGUGUUUAAUGAUCUGUAUACCCAAAGGUGUUGAUAUUGUAUCCUAGCAUGUUUUACACUUUAGUCUGUAUGAUAUACAUGUAUAUAGGUUGUUGAUUUUUGUUGAAAUAACUUAAUUGUAACAUAUCUAAACUUUACCAAAGGACUAAAAGGAACAUUCAUACAAGGUCUGCCUGUAUGGAGCAAAUGUAGGCUGCUGUAAAUGUAUUUUAAGAUUAAAAGUGUAAUGUCUUAAAACAAAUACAGCUGUUUAUGGUACAGCAUGUGGUUCCAAGUUUGUGGGUCUGUGCAAGUUUCAUAAUAAUGCAUUUGUGCCAUCUGCUGGACACAUACAAGCAGCACAAGCUAAACUCUGAUGCUCAUGAUCAUUGAAAUUAUAUAUAUAUAUAUAUAUAUAUAUAUAUAUAUAUAAAAUGGGCCAUUCUACAGAAUUGGUUCAAAGUCAGAGUUGGAAAUGUCUUUUUGUAUGUAUGCAAAUUGUAUAAUAUCAAAGGUACACAUUUGUAGUAAUUGUACAGUUAAUUCUCAUUUUAUGUUGAUCAAUUUAUUUGUUUUGAAAUAUUUUUCCUCUCCCCAAAUUUGUCACUACCGAAACACAAUAAUAAAUCAUUUAAUAAGUAGGGUUACAUUGACCUAUUAAGAUUUUGUUUACAUCUACCUUGUAAAUAUAUUUUUUUGCUAUUUUUAAAAAAAAGUUGGUGUGGUUAAAAUCAGUCUCAGCCAAAUGGUCUAAAACAUACAGUUUUGGUAGUGACAUGAAAAUGCACCAAUUCUAUAGAAUGGCCCAUAUAUAUAUAUAUAUAUAUAUAUGGGCCAUAAAAAACAAAUACUAGCAUGAUGUACAUUCUUCAAUUAAAAUUACAGUAAUGAGAAUGACUAAUUUUUUUUUUGCUAAUGCAGAUUUGGGAGAAAAAAGCAAAGCUCUUAAAAAUAGGAUUAAUUUUUUUGUUGUUGUAAAACAUAAUUUCUUGUUAAUUUCUCUUGAAUUUGAAAUUUGAUUCUUUACAGGUUCUGUAAGAUCCGCCCGAAUAACCAAAGUAACCAAAGAGUAAUACACAUUGAUUGUUUUAUUGCCACCAAUCAUAAAGAAUAGGAAUAAGUCAUACAAGCAAAGAUUAGACCUGUAAACACAGUUUGGGCUUUUGAAUUCUGUCACCUGUUUCGUGGCCUGUGAUCUUCUGAAUGCUCACAGCUGAAGGGCAUGAGACCAAAGACUACAAGCAUGAUGGUACAAAUAAAAGGCACGUUUUCCUUACAACUCUGGAUGGCAAAGCAACAAUUUUUCGCAAAUCAAUUUUAAAUUUCUGUAUUAUUUUUUUGGGAAUGAAUAACCUCUAGUUAAGAUAGUGUUUUGUUGCAGCAUUACAAAAACAGUAAAAGCACCACUGUUUAGUUAGAGUCAGUUUAAUAUGUGUAAUGUAACAUUAGUCAUUUAGAUAAACAUAUGAAACAGACUCUGCAAAGUCCAGUGAAAACCUGCUGGGAUUUGGCAGUUUUUAAAUUGGGAAAGUUGCCACCACUGGAAAAAUCCUUCAGUAAAUUCAUUGAUUAGAAAUUUGUGAAUGCAUGUUGUGUUCAGAAUCACUUUAGAGUUUGAAAUGCAAAUUUCUCACUGAGAUAGUCUACAAUCCACCACCAGUGUCCACCGGCAUUUUAAAAUUG